AUGGCAGUGGAUGAUCUUGAUCAACAGGAACUUCCUGUAGAGGUGGAGCAUGAAACUGGAACAGAGAUAAGUGCUCCUAAGGUUUCUCUUAAUGCUUUGCAUGGUGACUCUAUUUCUCUCAAUGCCUUAGAGGGUGAUUCCCAAUAUCCUAUGAUGCGGUUAACUGGUUGGUUAGGCAAAAAGAGGAUUUUUUUAUUAAUAGAUACAGGAAGCACUCAUAAUUUCAUUAAUCAAAAAUUCUGUCAUGAGGGUUUAAGAAAGCUUCAAUGCUUACAACCAAUGAAAGUAACAGUAGCAGAUGGGGGAAUUAUACAAGGUUCUGGCUGGUGUGGGGGAAUUACUUGGAAGAUGCAAGGAUACACUUUUACUGAUGAUGCAAUAGCUAUUCUUCUAAGUAGUUGUGAUCUCAUUUUGGGUAUGAAAUGGCUUAGACAAUGGGGAACUAUUUCUUGGGACUUUACCAAUUUAAUAAUGGAGUUUGCUAUGGGGAAGGAAAUGGUCAAGUUGCAGGCUAUGGAAGAAAAGGAGAACAAACUAGUUUCUGCUGCUAAAUUGCACCACAUGGUAGGGGAGGAUAAAUUCAGUUAUUUGCUACAGAUCCUUCCUUGUUCCAGAGAGGUAUCUUGUUGCACUCUCAAGACUAAGGGGUCAUUAGAUUCUGGGUUAACUGUGCAAGGGAGAGAUGUGGAGCUGCAGGCUCAUGAGGAAGCCAUUUUGCAAGAUUAUGGUGAUGUGUUUGAGGAACCUGUUGAGUUACCACCUUUCAGGGGCAUCCAUGAUCAUAAGAUCAUAUUAAAAGAAGGGUCAAAUCCCAUUUCUCUCAGGCCUUAUAGAUACCCUCCUGCACAAAAAAAGGAUGUCAUAGAUAAAAUGAUGAAAGAAUUGCUUGAGUCAGGGGUAAUUCAACCUAGCUCUUCUCCUUUUGCUUCUCCAAUUGUUAUAGUCAAGAAGAAGGAUGGUAGCUGGAGAAUGUGUAUGGACUAUAGGAAGCUCAAUGAUAUGACUGUGAAAGCAAAGUUUCCCAUUCCAUUCGUGGAAGACUUAUUGGAUGAAUUAAGGGGAGCUAAAGUUUUUUCUAAAUUGGAUUUAAGGGCUGGUUAUCAUCAGCUGAGAAUGAGACCUGAGGAUGUGGAGAAAACAACAUUUCAAACACACUCAGGGCAAUAUGAGUAUGUUGUCAUGCCAUUUGGUCUUACAAAUGCUCCCUCAACUUUCCAAGGAGCCAUGAAUGCUAUAUUUGCUCCAUAUUUGAGGAAGAGUGUGCUUAUAUUCUUUGAUGAUAUCUUAGUGUAUAGUGCUACUAUUGAGGACCAUGUCCAGCACUUGAGAGAAGUCUUUGAAGUCCUUAAGAAGCAUUCAUUCUACGCAAAAAGAGUAAAUGUGCUUUUUUCACUCCUGUGA
Molecule: messenger RNA, 1401 nt
Organism: Lotus japonicus
Lineage: Eukaryota; Viridiplantae; Streptophyta; Magnoliopsida; Fabales; Fabaceae
Exons: 1
Coding region: 1-1401 (466 amino acids)
Source: RefSeq, a predicted model, not a curated record